AAGUGUGUGCAUUGUUAUCUAGAACCUUUUUGGCCACAUUUUAUUAUCAAAAAUUAAUUUACAGAAAGAAAUUAGUUUGAAUAUUUCUGAAAAUUACUGUAUUUUGUAUUUAUUAUCACACUUUGUUAAAAACAUCCCAUCAAGAAAAAUUACAAAUACUAGAGCAUUUAAUUUUUUUUUUCUUGCCAAUUGUUAAUAUAAAAUUAAUUUGGUUUAAAACAGCCUUAAAAUGGCUUAUGUUUUCUUUUUGUUUAUUACAAUCUCUUGUCUCCUUUUUUGUUAUUUGUGAUUACUAAUAAAGUUAAGCAAAAAAAAAAAAACUUCCGACUUUCCAGGUUCAGCGGGUUUUUCAGAUGCUUUUUGGUGCGUAUCCCUCAGACGUAUGUAUAUUCAUCGUUCCACCUCUUGCGUUUCAUUGUUGAAUUUAAAAAAACAAAAACACAAUAAUUUCUUUGAAAAGGCCUGUGAGGAAAAAAAAAAAAAAAAAAAGUAAAAUCCUACUUCCGGUGCAGACCGGAAGUGGAAGCAACGGGUCCAACGGAGCACCUCCUUGUUGCUAGCAAGAAGUAAAAAAAAAAAAAAAGGGGGGGGGAAAGUUGCAGUUAUAAAUAUUUUCGGAUUUCAUCAGUUAUCGGACAAAAUGCCCCGUGGAAGCGAGAUUCCAGAAGGUAUCAGGUCGAGAGCUGUUGAUCUACACAAAGCUGGGAAGGGCUACAAGUUCAUUUCAAAGACUUUGGAGAUUCCUCUUUCCACGGUGAGGAGCAUUAUCAUUAAGUGGAAACGGUUUAACACCGUGGCCACGCUACCGCGGAGUGGAAGACCCACGAAGGGGAAUCCUAGGAGGAAACGGAAAGAAAAGCUGGAUGAGGCUGAUUCUGCUGGACCUGCUAGUGACAAAGAUGGAGCUUCUGAUGAGCCGAAGCACAUGAGCAAGGUCCGAGGGAAAGCUGGGAAUGCAGAUUCUAACUCAUCUGAUACAAAACCUUCAAAGGACGACUGGGUGUCAUCCGGAACAACUCUUCACAGUGGAGAUAAAGAAAUGAGAGACUUCAACAGCAGUUGUGAAGAGGGUGACAACACAGGACAAUUCGACUCCGGUGAAAAAGAUCCGAUGUCCAGUUUCCUGUUUGCCAGAUCAACAGGGGAAGCAGAGGACCAUGAAAGGUUUCAGAAAGAUCUCAGCAUUGUUGAUGAAGAUGGUGACGACGCUGAACCAUCUGAUGCAGAUGAAGAAGAUCCACUGGCCAGUAUUCUUUCUGCAAGAGCGAGAGAAGAAACAGGAGAAUAUCCACACAAUGAAAAGCAUAAAAAUUCAGCUUCAUGUGAUGAUCCCCCAGAAGAAGAUCCAAUGGAGCAGAUAUUUGACCCAAACUUUGACGGGGAGAAGAAGAUAUUUUCCGGUUCUUCAGUCAGUGUGAGGGCUCUCCUCCUCCUCCUCUUGGCCUUCAUCCUGAAGCACGACUUGUCAAAAGCAGCCACCAAAGACCUCCUGGCGCUCCUCAACCUCGUGGUGCCUGGAUGCAUUCCCAGCUCUCUGCGGUUUUUAAAGAAACAUUUGACUGAUAUUGACAAGACGACGGAGAUCCACUUGUACUGUCCCAGGUGUGAAAACUACCUCGGUCUCGAGCCUGGGACUGAGUGCGGAGUGUGUCAGCAGCGGUUGAGCAAAAAAAGUCUGCUUGAAAAAGCCAACUACUUCCUCGUGAUGCCGCUAGAGAUCCAGCUGAGGAAAGUCCUCACACGCGUUCACUCAAAGCUGGGGAAGCAUUUUACGAGGGGCGAUUCGGUUUCUGAUAUUAACACCGGAGGUGAAUAUAAGCAUGAUGAGCAGGAGGGCAGCAUUACACUUACCUUCACAUGUGAUAGCUCUCCUCUUCUCAAAUCAUCCAAGUUUUCAGUCUGGCCCAUCCUGUGCACGAUCAACGAACUUCCAUACGUGGAGCGGUGUAAAAAUGUUCUGCUGCACACGUUGUGGUUCGGUAAAGGAAAGCCACUGCUACAGUGUUUCUUUACGCCGUUCAUUAACGAACUCCAUAAACUGUCUAACGAGGGCUUCACUUGGGAAGAUGAGAGCGGUUUAGAGCUGAACACCAGAGUGGCAGCGAAAAUCUGCGUCUGCGAUUCGAUGGCGAGGUCAGCGGUGCAGAACUUUCAGCCGUUCAGUUCGGAGUUUGGCUGUGGGUUCUGCUACCACAAAGGUGAGCUGGUUCAGAAGGGCCGGGGUUACACCAGAGUGUAUCCUGUUCAGAUUGAUGGGUGUGACCUGCGCCACAUGGCUGAGACAGAGCAGCUGGCCACCUUAGUGAUCGAAAAUGGGUAUCCGCAAGGUCAAAUGGGUGUCAAAGGUCACAGUCCGCUGCUUCUCUUGCCUGCGUUUGACGUUAUCAAAGGUUUUAUCCCAGAUUACAUGCACUGUGUUUGUCUCGGGGUUGUUCCUGAGUUUGUCAACCGUUGGUUGGACCCCCUUUAUGGCAGAAAGCGUUUCCACCUUCCACCUCAGAGUUUGAAGGACCUGGACAAAGCUUUGUGUGCCAUCCAACCCCCAGAUGAGAUUAGACAAAGACCUCGGCGCCUCAGUGAGAGAAUGCAUUGGGAAGCAUCUGAGUGGAGAGCGUUUGCUCUUCUCUACUCUCCUGUAAUACUGUGUAAAGUUUUACCAAAGCUGUACUACAAACACUGGAUGCUUCUUGUUUCAUCACUUCAUGUCCUCCUCUCCCAGUUUGCCACCCAGGAGGAGAUCAGCUGUGCAGAGUUAUGCCUCGUUCAGUUCGUCUCGCAGGUUCCUUCUCUUUACGGGCUCGAGCACUGCUCAUUUAACUGCCAUUUGCUGAUGCAUCUCACUGACUGUGCCCGUAACUGGGGUCUGCUGUGGGCCAACUCGGCCUUUGUCUUUCAGGACGUCCACAGCAGACUCCUGCAGAUGUACUCCAGGACUCAGUCUGCGUCAUCGCACAUUUUUAAGCAGUUUGUUUCCUAUGAUGAGAUCGUCAGUAAAGGAAGUGAUGUGCUGAAGGAUACUAGUGCAGAAAUCGCUGAGCUCUUUUCUUCUAUGACAAGCUGUGGUAUACUUACCAAGUCAUCCAACUACAUCAGAGACGAUGUGUUUACUUUGGGAUGUGGCUCUCAGAGAUCUCUAACUGUGAGAGAACUUGCUGCAUUGCAGAGCAAAGAUACAUGGCCCAUUACUGAAUACGCGCGGUUUGUCUACAAAGACAUGUUGGUCACCACUUUGGACUACAGCAUCUCAUGCAAAAGGAACAACUCAGUCCUAGAAACGACCAGCGGCUUUGUUCUUGUGGAGUCCGUGGUUGUCGUAGAGAAGCGUUGCAGCUGUGAGAAAUCACCCGGCUGCUCCUGCAGAGAACUGGUUGUUUUCUGUAGAAAACUGCUCCGAGCGAACUCCCAACCAACAAUCCAGAACAAGCAGAUCAGCAAAAACAUUGCAGAGUUCCUUGUGAGAGUGAGGAGCUCGGAUGAACUGUGCGCCCUGGCGUGUCCGGACAUUGUUGCGAAAUGUUUUUUGAUAGAGCAGAAGGGUCGGCUGUAUGUAAUGAGAAUGCCAGUGCUUGAGAUAUUAUAAGUGUUCCUUUUCCUUGUCAUGCAGUUUUUUGUGUUGCCACAUUCACACAGCAGUGUUGAGUGAAAAACUUUAUUUUCUGUGAGAUGAUUAAAUAUUUACUCAAUUUAACCAUCCUGCAUUUUUAGCAGCGGUGGCUUAUUCACAUGGUGAGUUUAAGAUGUUCUACCAGCAAAGGGUAACCAUUCAGGCUUUGGCCUUUUUCCUGCCUCUGUUCCAUUGUCCAAUCAGUAGAAGGCACUAAUUCCUGUAGUACCGCCCUGGUCUCCAUGCUGCUCCCAUUGGCCUUUUAAAUAGAACUUCACAGAAAUGGCAUAAAAAUUAUGAAUUUUAUGGAUUCUGGGAGGGCUCGUCCCUUUGUGCCUUCAACAUACAACACAGAUCUAGUAAGCACACUCAGUUGUAUCACUGGAACAACAUUUUCAUUCAGUCAUCUUAGUUGUGAAGAAAAAUGAAACAACCAGGAGCAAAGACCAAAUCUGAACAAGUUUCUAUCAAAGGCAUAAUAUUUAAGCAAGGUUUCUUGCUCAAAUAUUAUGUGUGGAAAACCUGGCUGGCAGGCUGUGACCUUGCUCUCCCUGAUGGCGAUGAAUCACCAACAUGCACCACCUGCCUGAAAAGGUCAAGGAACAUAAGUUGUCCUACAGACAGUUUCUGGAAGUCUUCAGUGUCUGAUCCAGUAAGUGAAAGUUGAGAUGAAAAGGGUAAACAGUGCACCAUCACAACAGUAACGUUAAACUGGGCACCCAGUUUGAACAAUGAGCUCAGCAAAAAAACUUUGCACAACUCAUUGCGUGAUCCAAACAACCCUGGAGGUGUUUGAUGAGCUCAUAAAAACGGCGAGAGUUUUUCAGGGCACAUCAAGCUGCUAGGAGUGGAUUCUAGCGACCUACAGGGGACUUUAAAUGGAGGAGGUUGGUUUGUAGCCACCCGAGCUAAUGAGACCGCCAAGAUCGUGUUUGUGCUGAGAAAUAUAGACUCUGAAGUCUGAGAGUUUGACCUUCAGCAUACAGCGGAGCAGCUUUCAGCAAAGUGUGAAAUCAGCUGAGGCCAUAAUUCUCAACUAGUAGAUGAUGGAAGUCUCUGCGUUAAGUAGAGAAGUUCAAGCAUGUUGAUGUUUACAAGUAAUGACAGGAUGGAACAAAAGAGGGACGGACAGACAGGAGCAUUAUCUGCUGUAAUGGAGGUACUGAUCCAGUCUGUUGUAGUAAAGAACGAGCUGGGAUGAAAAGCAGUGCUCCCAAUUUACUGAUCUAACUAUCUACCUCUCAGCCUUCUGGUAUGGUCAUGAGAUACGGAUCACGACUGAAGGAACAAGAUCAACAUACAAGUGGUUGAAGUAAAUUUUCUCCACAGAGUGGCCGGUCUCUGCCUUAUGGUUGGAGUGACCAGCUCUGCUACCUUCAGGGAACUUUGUGAAGAUCUUUGCUCCAGUUUUGAUUAGGAUACAUCUGGAUUGUGUCCCAUGUCCUACUGGGAGGACAGAACCAAAACUCGGUGGAGGGUUGGUAAAUUGGACCUCGUUGACCCAUUUCCAGAAAAUCAGAAGGCACAGGAAGGAUUUAUAAUGCAGCAUUUGAUUAAUUAUCAGAAUGCUUUUUGAACAACUGAACACCCAACGGUGACAAGAGAGACACCUCGCUCAUGUCUAUGGUGGAGAAAGAGUGAUAAGAGGAGAGCAGGCAGGUGUGCAGGUAAAGGUCAAUGAGCUUUUCAAAAGUACCACUUGUAUUUACUGCAAGACACAGCAACUAAUUUGGGUUAGGGGUUUGGCAGAAUGCCACUUCCCACAUAACAACAUUAAGAGAUUUGUUUUCUGACCUGAGGAAUGGCUAGUUUCUUUUUACCCAAUCAUCCCAGCCUACCAGCAUUUCUAAUGAAAUCCUUGCAGAAAGGGAUCUCACCCACUGGAUGACCACUGGACGCCUGGCUUUGUGAGGAUGAUGCCCUCCAGUUUUUUUCUCCAGCUGUUUCACAAAAUCACGCCUCUUAUCGGCAUGCUGCUCCGGCAUCUGCAGGAGGACACUGAUGAAGUCUUCAUUCAACAAACCCUCCAGAACUUCUCGUGUAGUCUGGAGUCAAUACGGUACUCCUCACAACAGCCACAGCUGGAACCUGAAGACCAAGGUGGGGAUUAGGAGAAAGGAAACGGGCUUUUUAAAGAGAUCAACAACACAAUUCAGGUUGAUGCCAAAGAAAGCCUCUCCUUCUCCGACCACAAGCAGCCUUGUUUGAACAGAAACGUUCAGGACAUUCAUUUAGGAGGUGCUGCUUUGUCUCAGAUUCCACAGAAACAGUCUCCAGAAGAAAAAUGUUCUGAGAUGUUGAACAUCGUCAUUAACUGCUCCCAUGACUGCAGCCAAGGCUGAGAGGCUUCAACAAUAGAAAGAAUUAAGAUGUUCCCUUGAAGUGCAACAGACCAUGCUUUCAGUCUUUAGAAACAUGUUUGACUUUAACUAGACAGGAAUUGAUCACCUUGCUGCUUUGAAGGAGAGACACUCGUUCUCCCACAAGUGUUAAAUGAAUACUGUACCACAUGUAUGUAUCCAUGUAAGUAUCUUCGUGGCGCAUGUUUAAGUUUUCCUUUUCUUUAAGAAUUUGUAAAAAAGAUUGUAAAAUAUGUCAUCCUACCAUGUUUCACAGUCUCUUUGUUUUUAUUGUAUUUUGUCAGUCAGAUGCUGUUUUUAAGGCCAUAUGUUUUUCUGUUCAUGUAAUCUGUGAUUUUUUAAUUUUUAUUUUUACAAAUAUUUGCUGACCCUUUUUAUAAUUAUAAUUGCUUACACUGUUAGCCUUUAUAAUGAAAACUGUCUGAAUUUAGUUGUGCUUAUUUCUUUCAUUUCAGUCUUGUUUUGACCUGGAAGCAUCUUAUUCUUCUGUUUUUGUUGUUUUAUAUGUUUAAAAAAAAAAAAAAACAAUCACUGACAGUAUUAAGCUAUCUGAGAUUCCCCAGGGUUGAUCGUGUUACAGUAAAAUGCCAUGUGGUGGUUAAUUGUUAAAUAUCAAACUUUGAGGUGGUUCAUACCACUUUUUUCAAAAAUAUAUUUUGCAUUUCUGGGGGCUUUGUGUUGUAUUGUGAAAAAUGUGUGGACUUUAAUGUGACCUUUUAUUUGAAUUUAAGGAUGUUUACAAGGUUUUCAAUUAAGAACUGUAAAUAUAUUGUUUAAAAUCUGAUUUUAUCCUUAUAAUUUAAAGGUAAUCUAGUAAAACAGUUGGACUGAAGUUCAUUCCACAUCACUAGACUUUAAAGUGGUUGGUUGUUUGCAAUAAACAAAUUACACAACACUUUAACUACUUAAAUAAAACUAUUAUUACACGGA
Messenger RNA from Girardinichthys multiradiatus, 6894 nucleotides. RefSeq lists its product as uncharacterized. The coding region runs from base 641 to 3580 and encodes 979 amino acids. NCBI's taxonomy places the organism in Eukaryota, Metazoa, Chordata, Actinopteri, Cyprinodontiformes, Goodeidae. The record is from RefSeq and is a predicted model, not a curated record. The transcript is spliced from 10 exons.